This is a messenger RNA of Colletotrichum graminicola M1.001, 1398 nucleotides long. RefSeq lists its product as uncharacterized. Lineage: Eukaryota; Fungi; Ascomycota; Sordariomycetes; Glomerellales; Glomerellaceae. The coding region runs from base 1 to 1398 and encodes 465 amino acids. Gene Ontology annotation, molecular function: DNA helicase activity; ATP binding; ATP hydrolysis activity. The transcript has 2 exons. Gene Ontology annotation, cellular component: Swr1 complex; Ino80 complex; R2TP complex. Gene Ontology annotation, biological process: box C/D snoRNP assembly; regulation of transcription by RNA polymerase II; chromatin remodeling. The record is from RefSeq and is a predicted model, not a curated record.
AUGACCGUCUCCGAGAGCAAGGAGCUCAGAGGGCUCAACCUUAUUGCAGCUCACUCCCAUAUCCGCGGUCUUGGGGUCGACAGCACAACAUUAGAACCCAGAGCGUCGUCGCAGGGUCUGGUUGGACAGGAGAAGGCCAGAAAAGCCGCCGCCGUUAUUCUGCAGAUGAUCAAGGAGAGCAAGAUUGCUGGAAGAGCCGUGCUGAUUGCCGGCCCCCCCAGCACCGGCAAGACAGCCAUCGCAAUGGGUAUGGCUCAGUCCCUUGGACCCGACGUCCCAUUCACCUCCCUCGCAUCCUCCGAAAUCUUCUCCCUCGAAAUGUCCAAGACCGAAGCCCUGACACAGGCCUUCCGAAAAUCGAUUGGCGUGCGCAUCAAGGAGGAGAGCGAAAUCAUGGAGGGCGAGGUCGUUGAGAUUCAGAUCGACCGGAGCGUGACCGGCGGCGCCAAGCAGGGAAAGCUGACGAUCAAGACAACUGACAUGGAGGCCGUCUACGACAUGGGCGCUAAGAUGAUUGAUGCCAUGACCAAGGAGCGCGUCAUGGCCGGCGAUAUCAUUUCCAUCGACAAGUCUUCUGGCAAGAUCACAAAGCUCGGCCGAUCCUACGCGCGCUCGCGCGAUUACGAUGCCAUGGGCGUCGACACCAAGUUUCUGCAAUGCCCCGAUGGUGAGCUGCAGAAGCGCAAGGAGGUGGUCCACACCGUCACGCUGCACGAGAUCGAUGUCAUCAACUCGAGGACACAAGGUUUCUUGGCGCUGUUCUCCGGAGAUACUGGAGAGAUCCGCAGCGAGAUCCGCGACCAGAUCAACACCAAGGUCGGAGAGUGGAAGGAGGAGGGCAAGGCCGAGAUUGUUCCUGGUGUUCUGUUCAUCGACGAGGUUCACAUGCUCGACAUUGAGUGCUUCUCAUACAUCAACCGUGCGCUGGAAGACGAUCUCGCGCCCAUCGUCAUCAUGGCCAGCAACAGGGGCAACUCUCGUAUCCGCGGAACGGACUACCGUAGCCCUCAUGGCCUGCCCCUCGACUUCCUCGACCGUGUUGUGAUCAUCCACACCAACACAUACAGCCAGGACGAGAUCAAGCAGAUUCUCACCAUCAGAGCCCAAGAGGAGGAGGUCGACGUCUCGCCCGACGCCCUGGCGCUCCUUACCAAGAUUGGACAGGAAGCAGGUCUGCGCUACGCCAGCAACCUCAUCACGACGUCCCAGCUGAUCUGCGCCAAGCGCAGAGCCAAGACUGUCGAGAUCGCCGACGUCCAGAGGAGCUUCUCGCUCUUCUAUGACCCAGCCCGCAGCGUCAAGUUCAUCUCCGAUUCGGAGAAGCGCUUGAUCGGCAACGAUGGUGCCGUCGACUUUACCGUCACGAAUGGUCACGGCGAUGCGAUGGAGUUGAGCUGA